UCUCACGAGUCGAACCCCGCAGCACAGCAACCCCUCUCCGACCUUCCAGAAUCCAGAACCAGCUUCCGGGACCAGCCAUGGCGACCGCCCCCGCGCCGACCACCGCCGCGCCGGCCCCUCCGGCAGCCGCCGCGGCCGUCCCGUCCGCCUCGGUGCCGCGCGGCCAGGUGGAUCUGGUCGACUUCAUCGACUGGACCGGCGUCGAGUGCCUCAACCAGGACCCCGCGCACCCCAUCGCCAACGCCUUCAAGCAGGGCUACAGGGAGGAUGACGGGCUGCACCUCGCCAGCGACUCCGACGAGCAGCUGCUCAUCUACAUCCCAUUCAUGCAGGUCAUCAAGCUGCAUUCCGUGCUCUUCAAGGGCCCCGAGGAAGAAGGUCCCAAAUCUGUGAAACUCUUCUCCAACAAAGAGCAUAUGGGUUUCAGCAAUGUCAAUGACUUUCCACCAAGUGACAGUGUUGACCUAUCCUCCAGCCAUUUACUAGAAAGCAAGCCUGUGACACUAAAGUAUGUGAAGUUCCAGAAUGUUCGCAGCUUGACUAUGUUUAUUGAAGACAAUCAAAGCGGAGCUGACAUCACACAAAUUCAGAAGAUUGCGCUUUAUGGAACAACCGUGGACACAACAAACAUGAAGGACCUGAAGAAGAUAGAAGAGCAUUAAGCAGUCCCAUCUAAGUUAGUGUGUUCCAGUGGGUGUAAACAGUUAACUGUUGGGAAAACUUGUGGUUGAUCCUGGCAACUUUGUGCCCCAUUUUAAACGUGUGGUAUUUAAGGGCUUCAUGUCUCUCGGUCUAUGCUAGAGCGAUUGCCUGUUGGCCUCGUGCAGGCUGCAAUUUCAAGUUGGGCUUGUGUCACAAAUGAAACGAUGUUCCCUCUUCAGAAAAUUCAUAUUCAUCUUCUUUUGCUGGGGAAUUUGUUGUUUUCAA
Lolium perenne is the source of this 927-nucleotide messenger RNA. RefSeq names its product PITH domain-containing protein At3g04780. The record is from RefSeq and is a predicted model, not a curated record. Lineage: Eukaryota; Viridiplantae; Streptophyta; Magnoliopsida; Poales; Poaceae.